Molecule: messenger RNA, 4955 nt
Organism: Spirometra erinaceieuropaei
Lineage: Eukaryota; Metazoa; Platyhelminthes; Cestoda; Diphyllobothriidea; Diphyllobothriidae
Source: the annotation of a GenBank genome assembly
AUGCAAGGACUCAAUCCCGAGAACUUUGCCGGUAACGCUAGUAGCAUUUGGAAGAUGCUUGAUGAAAUGGCUGAGUCUGAUCCAAAGGGAUACGAAAAAUUUAUUAAAGAACAAAUGGAAGUUGGCAAAGGUCUGACAAGUCGUCCCAAGUGCCGAUGUGUCUACAAAUGUACUCUCAAGGUACAAUUAUUUUAAGCCUAUUACUUUUUAAGGACGGAGGAAACAUUUUCGUAAACAUGUGCGAAUGGGAAUAUCUGAACAUGCCGAAGUCAGAAACAGAUGCCAUUCCCAUGUUUUGCGGGGACACGUACCUCGUUGAAAACGGUGCGUACUUUAGCUCUGUCCUACAGCGCGUUAAGAUCCUUUGUUUUUUUUUCUUAUGAGGUGCGGUGUACAAUUCACGUUGUUGUUUUUUUUAUGAGAAUUGGUCAUAUUUUGGACUAUGGCCGAUUAAAGUCAAAAUGCUUUAUCUUUACGCAGCCGCAGUCGGAAUUCCGGAAGUUCGCACUAAUGCUUGAACACAAGUUGACUAUAUCUAAAGUGCAUGCGGGCUCCUCUUUCAUUCCAUAAACGGGCGAUGGUCGUUUGGAAUUUCUGCUAUCUAAGCACUAGCGGAUACCAUUUUUGCAGCAACUUUGUUUUCGCUAGCAGCCAACAUAUUUACAGUUUAUAUCGGGUCGACAUAAAGUAACUUGUCGGUAUAGAGGUAAAUUUAAAUUUUGCGACGAUGUCGACCACCAAUCUGAUCAUCUCUUGCUCAUUUCGAUCCUAGAUAAGACAAUAUGUAUGACGUUCUAACAACGAUCUUAAUAAACUACUUGGUACUGCCAGUGGACUGAUAUGUGUGAUUCCCUCGGUGCAUAAUGAAGUAAGAAUCCAUACAAACCUCGACCACAUAUUGUCAAACAUGACGAUUAUCGGCCGAUUAUAACGGUGUCUAUAUUCCUCCUUAUCUCUGUGUGUUUCUUUAUCUCCUCUUUGUGUUUCACGUCAUGUAGUUUUCUUAUCGCUCAGCAUUUGUUUGAUUUUAAGACGUCCCAUCGACUUCUGUACCGCACUCACCCGUAAUGAAAUUGUAUUGGAUGGGCGGUAUUUCAACAGAUAUGUUUGAAGAUUACAAUCAUGUUUAUCGUCGAGCGCACAGGCGACACUGCUUGUUAUUGAAGUUCAGACUGAUAUGAUUGGAGUCUCAUUAUUAAAAGAAACGAUAUGAUGUCUUGCCAACCUUUGAAAACACCGUCCUGUGUUCUUCUCGGUGCGUGAUAUUCAUGGUGUUGUUUUUAUUUUUGAUAAUUUUAUCGAGUAGCACCGAAACCAAGCAAAAUGUACGAUCAUGUGAUGAUGGGAGGGGCCAGUGAUCACUUAUGUACGUAUUCCAUGGACCUUGUUGCGACACAGUGUCUGCAUGGCUCCAGCCAACAAAAAAUAGGACAUCAGCUUCUACACCACCAAAAAUUUCAUCUUGCUUGGUCGGUAUGCGAAACAUUACUCUUCUUAGCAUAACUGUGCUCCCUGACCUCGUCAGAGAAUAUCCCUCGUAAACGUAGUUUCAUGCAAUUGAUGUAGUUGAGCCACAUACGUUUUCGUUAUUUGUACUGAUAGCAAUUUUGGGCUUACAAUACACUCCGUACAUCUUACAUACAGAAGGGAUCUUUUUAUUUCAUGCUUGCAGUUCUGUGAGCUCAUUUUUGAGGUCAUUAAGUAUAGUUUGCAAGCGGAAUACAUUACGACAAAUGGAAGCCAGAGCACUCUAAGGUGGCUCUAUCAUCUUCGAUGCUGUUCUGUAUCGCACCGCAACUUGCGUUUACAGCGUCCAACAAUGUCUCAACACACUCGACAACCUCCAUACUUAUGCCUGAUACUGCGGCCGAGCCCCGAAAGUGAUUUGCAAAACACAGAUCGUUUAUUGCAACUCAGGAAUAAGACCCAUUCUGCGGCAGCUUUUUUUCGCUGCAUAGAGUACAAUGCCCGCCAACCGCGCAUCCGAGCGUUUACGACGCCUGGAAUUCUGUCUAUUUUUUGUCCACGUGGGCGCAUCCGCACUCCAGCUUGCAUUUCUUCGGCUUGUCAGCACACUGGUCCGCGUAUUUGAGGAAACCGCUUGCAUGCAAAUAUUUAUCCUUUCCUGACCCAAUGUGAGUUCUUGUGGGUCAGCUAGUGGCCGUAACUUACGGCACAUACUUCAUGCACAAAAUAAACACGCCUUACCUCCAGGGCUGGACGAAAAAUUCCUAAGACAUGUUGGAUGCUUAAUCACGCGCAAAACCGUCGUGGUAUCUUACAAACCCAUUAAGAUUAACUUUUCGCGCCUAUUUUAGUGUCUACAGUGUGUGUGGCCCUUCACCCCGUUGUCUACCAACAGCACGGAUUUCCGCUUCAGGAUGAUUCUGCGGCUUCCUCCAAGCGAAUCAGCCCAAAAGCUGACGAGUUGAUGGCUCUCUGCCUGACCUUUCUUGAAAAAGAAAAAGCUAUCUGCACUAGGGAGUACGCGGACUUCGCCCGAACUGGCAACCUUCCCAAGUUGCGACCGGAGUGGUCCACGGAACCGCACGGUGGCGUGGAGAGCAUGUUCAAGUCGCUGCACUACAGGAACCUCAACUUUGCCGCACUGGCGCAGGAAGCCCUUUCGAGUUCCGGUCUGAUGGCUGGCAAAAAAGCGGCUGGCGAUAUGCAGCAGACAGCGUUUGAACCCAAGAUCUCCCUGACGGCUGACAAACCGAAAGAAACGCAGUCAAAGGGCAGGCCCCUAAUAGAGGAAGUUGUCCACAAACCUCCACCGCCCUCCUGGAAGUUAGGAAGAAGUCCUGAAAACGCAAAUCUCAAAUACUCAAUCAAUCUUCCUGCGAAUGUGACCCUCAAGGAUUGCGAAUUGGACAUAUCCUCGGUAAAGCCCCAUAUUUCACAGAAAUCGGCAGUCAAGGAACGAUUUAACGGGUUCUGAUCCCAUAUUUCACUCAAGUUGACAAGCAACAGAUGACAUGACAUAAGAUACCAAGCACUCAGAUUGCGGUGGCAAAAAGUUCGUUUAGAGGUCGGUUUGUAUUUUAGUAGGUGCGGAGUUCUAGAUUAGUCGCUCUAGAACGCGGUCGGUGUUGGGGGUCUUAACAUACACCCGGAAUCAAGCAACCUGCGAAGUGACACUGCAGCAAAUUUACAAAUAUGGGCAUUAAGGCAAGCGUUAAAAAAUUAGAUAAUUUCGGACCACAGUUCAGGGUUUGUUAAAUCACGUAUGUAAUUUCCUGAAGGUUUUGCUGAAAUGUUUGUCGUCCCUGUACCUAAAGUUACUCUGGGCUACCACGCGAUCUUUUCAUCUGACUGACGGAUUUCGGGAGCUUAUUCGAAAAUUACUGGUCUUUCUUCUGCCACGUUUUUGGUGACCAAUUCCCGGUAAUCCAAGUGUUGAGAUUGGCACAUACUCCUGGGCAGAGUAUUUUCUAACGAACCAAAUUACAAAUUGAGGUUGACUAUAUAUUUCGAGACCCGCUGUCUUCACCCAAAUCAACAGAAACCGUCCGUAGUGUCUGUCGCGUGUUGUGGUCGGAUGCUUGCCCACAAUAUUUUCCGAAUUGUUCUCUGUGAAAAUAAUAUCACGAUUCAAGUGUUAGAGGGCUCACCAGGACCUGAACACUUUUCAGUUGAAGGUGAAAAUAAUUCGAUCUCCGAGAGCACGCUUUUGCACGGCUGCGUUUUCGUACGUUUUUAAAAAUUCAUCCCUGGGAAUAAAUGAUAGAGCGAAUCAAACCAAUGACAUAUCAGAACCACUUCGUCCUAGCGGAUGAUUGAAAUGCCCUCUGCAGUGUGCAGAUAAAAAGCCUGGCUUUUUGACUUGCUUCAGAGGCAAAACCGUUUGGCAGUAGGCUUUUCGAUUACCUCACGAGAGUGAACUUACUUCAAUCCGAAGGCGUUUAUAAGCUGAUGCCUGUAUGUUCGACUCUGGGGGGUUCAAACAAAAAUGCCACCGAUGAUAUGGAAUGUUCUGUCGUACAUUAAGGACAUUUCAGUGGCGACCGAGCGCAUCAUCGACGGACUAGGUGUCGGAAUUACUUACCUGCCCAGGGCUACCAAGUGCAUCAGGGUCAUGAAAAUCGGGGGCUGAUUAAAUCCCAGGGAGCAGUUUAAAGUAGUGUAUCGUAGCUCAUGCUUAAACUGUCAUUGUAAUGACACAGGUCGGAAUGAACGCACGCUCGGAUCGUGCAUACGCGUACGUAAGCUGGUUGGGCGAUAAAUUAUUGUAAGUAACCGUUCACAUUCGAAACGCGUCAUGAGUCCAACUUCGCAGCCGUCAAGAUAAUCGUCCAUGCCUAAAUCAAGGCAGGCUGAGGAUCCAGUCGAUCGAUAUAUCGAUCUGGCACCGGGCCACAGAGUCCUGCUCACUCAUCUCCAGACAUACGCGACUAAUCACGGACUGGUUAAUGCCUCUUCCUGCUUUCGUCUUGGAUGGUGAACUCCUACACGAUUUCAAAGAUUCAGAAUGAUAAAUAACUUGUUUCAGUGCUUGACCAGACUACUUCCCACUUGCAGUUUGUCCAAUUAACGUCGUUGGUUUGAAAUGAGGUCUGAUUCUGCUCAAGAGAACUGGGAAAUCGAUAACCUAUCAUCUAGUCAGAAUGGCACUUUGUGUGUUGUUCUACACAGUACCAAUUUACCACGGCAGAGGAGAUUGCUAACUGAGCAUACAAAAACUGACACGCCUUUCUCCUCAUCAUAAAAAAACAUCGGAAUUCUCGGUGCCUUUUGCCUUUCACUCCAAGCAUGAAUUGCAGCCGUACCCCGAUAAUAGCAAUAUGGGGUCUCUUCCUUCCUUUUAGACCAUGCUCUCUCUGAAGAUCAAAGGAACAGAUGAAUUUUCCGGCCCUUAUUCGGUUCAAUUUCCCGAGCCCGUUCCCCCCUCAAAAGCGAAAGCAAAACUGAAUAAGAAGAAAAACAUCUUGAACGUGCAUAUUCCUCUUGAAUAA